Messenger RNA from Heterotrigona itama, 1219 nucleotides. Lineage: Eukaryota; Metazoa; Arthropoda; Insecta; Hymenoptera; Apidae. The record is from the annotation of a GenBank genome assembly.
GUGACGUUGACAUAUAUCACAUAUCGUAACAUAACGUGUGUCGGAGUCGCAUGGUAUGAUUGCUUCAUUGACAGUUCUUUUUGCAUUGUUUAUAAUUAUAUUUUUAAUGACAUAUUUUUAAUGCUAUAUAUGAAAAUAGCUAAAAUAUUUUCAUUAAUUUUAUGGAUAUACAAUAUUGACUAAAAAGAAAUUUAUCCAUACUACAUGUUACUUUCUCAUUCAAACUUUAAGUGAAUUAAAAAUAUAGAUUCUUAUUUACGAAAUUCAUGUCAUAUUUUAUCAAGUCAUUUAAAAAUAGUAAAAAAUUAAAACAAACAAUAAAUAUUUAUAUAUACUUUUCUUUGUUUAUCAUUAUAUAUACUUAGUUAUAAAAAUAUAUAUAAUUAAAAUUAGAACUGUUGCAAUUAGUUGCAACUUGUUUAAUUUAAUUUAUAUUUUGUUACUUUGUACUAAUAUUUUAUAUUGUUAUUUAGAUCUACUAUAAGCUUUGCUGCAGAAGUAUCUUGAUUAACCAUCAAAAUUGAGAAUAAAAUGCGAAGGACUCAUACAAGUUAGUUAACCAAUGUCAAAAGUUUAAUAUAAUAUUUAAUUACUAUAAUAUGAUUUGAUAUUUUUUGAUAGAUUAUGCCUAUGAACCAUUACCAACUACAUCCAGCCAUGGAGGUUUGGAAGACGAGAAUGAAAGAAUGACAGACCAUUUAAAAGACAAAAUACAUGCCCUAAAGUCAUUGUCGAUUGACAUUGGAAAUGAAGUACAAUAUCAGGACAAAAUGCUCCGUGGAAUGGAUGAAGAUUUCGAAAGAACAAGUGGUUUAUUAACAAGUUCAGUUGCACGUGUAUUACGUUUAUCCAAAGGAAGUCAUGCUUAUUACAUCUUAUAUUUGGUGUUGUUUUCUAUAUUUGUCUUUUUUGUAUUAUGGGUAACUUUAAAAUUUUUCUAACCAAAACAUUUUAACACCAAAAUAUUUGAAAAGAGGGUUUAUUCCUACAGUGUUUUAUUAUACAUAUAAAAUUAUCCAAGUAUAAUAUCUGAUAUUUGUGUAUAAAAGAUGACAUCUUAAAGUUAUUUCAAUAAGCUGUACAGUUAAAUUUUAACUAAAAAUAAGCUUUAUGUGUAAAAAAUUCUAUUCCAAUAUUACAUUUAAGUGUACAUAAAUUAAAAUAUCUAUAAAAAUUAUCAAAAAUAUAUUUUAUGUCAAAACAACGUGUAUGUACAGGC